Molecule: messenger RNA, 1322 nt
Organism: Juglans regia (Persian walnut)
Lineage: Eukaryota; Viridiplantae; Streptophyta; Magnoliopsida; Fagales; Juglandaceae
Product: PHD finger protein ING2-like
Exons: 7
Coding region: 155-976 (273 amino acids)
Cellular component (GO): nucleus
Source: RefSeq, a predicted model, not a curated record
AUAAGAGGGAUCCAAAUCCAUAACGGGGAAGCUCUCGUCUGGGGGUGUAAAACGUGAUCCGGAUUUUAGGUAUUUCGUUGUCGUUUAUCCCCUUGGUUAAACUUCCUGACCCUGCAGAAAUACCCCAGAAGGAGAACAAGUAGAAUAGGAGGAAAUGGCAAUUGCGCGAACCGGGGUGUACGUUGACGACUACUUAGAGUACGCAAGCACUUUACCCGCCGAGCUUCAGAGGCUUCUUAAUACCAUCCGAGAACUCGAUGAACGCUCCCAAUCGAUGAUAAACCAGACGGGGCAGCAGACGAAGUACUGCUUGGGACUGGCUUCACAGAGCUCAAAGAAAGGUAAUAGUAAUAACAGCUGUUCUUACUAUUACAAUAACAAUAAUAAUAGUCAAGAAGACGAGGUGGCAAUCGAGAAAAUGCUAAAGGAUAUCGAUUCGAGUCAGGAUAAUGCAUUGAGUUUAUGCACCGAGAAGGUUUUGUUAGCACGGCAAGCUUAUGACCUGAUAGAUAGCCAUGUAAAAAGACUUGAUGAGGACCUGAACAACUUUGCUGAAGAUCUGAAGCAAGAGGGAAAAAUAGCUCCAGAUGAACCAGCAAUUCUUCCCCCACUACCUAUAGUCCCUAAAAGUGAAAAACGCAAGCCUUUCUAUGUAACACCUCAAUCAAAAAGGAUGGAUUACAGGGAGAGGGAGUGGGAUCGGGAGCGUGAUAGGGAUUUCGAGCUCAUGCCUCCUCCAGGAAGUCAUAAAAAGGAAUUUUCUGCCCCAGUCGAUGUCGAUCAACCUAUUGAUCCAAACGAACCUACCUACUGUGUUUGUCAUCAGGUGUCAUUUGGAGAUAUGAUUGCUUGUGACAAUGAAAACUGCCAAGGAGGCGAAUGGUUCCAUUACACGUGUGUGGGGCUGACACCAGAGACGAGAUUCAGAGGAAAAUGGUAUUGUCCAACCUGCAAACUGUUACCGGAAUGUCAAUGAUGUUGGACGAUUGGAGCCUCUCGGUGACUUGGUCGCUGUUGUAUUUUCAGGAUCACUUUAGGAUGACAAGAAGUGUGGACAAGUUUUUUCUUUUUUCUUUUCCUUUUUCUUUUUUGUUCUAAACAAAGAAAAAAAAGCGCUCUAAAUUCCUUUUUUUUUUUUUUUGGUUCUCGAGAGAUUUUUCAGGGAAGGUCCAUGUCUAACGCACACCCUGGGACUGAUGCAUUUCCUUAGGAGUUUGCAGGGUAUUUGCCUAGAAAUCUUAGGAUUGGAAUUUAGAGAAGCAGGUACUUGAUCGGACAUAUUGUCAUUACUUUUAAUUUGUGUUUUUCAGUUCAACUUUUUC